GUUUUAUUCUUUAGCAAGCUGCUUUAAGCUUAUUUUGGCAUUUUAAACAUUUUUCUAAGGCAACAAUUUUUUCAUUUAGUACUUUUUCAUAUGACAAUUAGUUUGACAUUGUGAUAUAGUAAAAGGGGUAAAAGCAAAUAAAACAAUUUAACUAAAGCUUGAUUGUUAUACACAAUGGGUAUCUUGCAAAUUUCGGUGGUUUGGCCCCCUUAUUACGCGAGUUUUUACUAUUAAAAUAAUAAUAUCAACGACAUCACUGAUGGAAAUAUUAAUAGAUAAAUUAAUUUUUUUAUAUAAAUCUUUGACAUCUUUUCUUUUUCCUAACAUGUGUGUACAAAAAAUCGUUGCGUUUUUUUCACUUUUAACACCACUUACUUGGUUUAUAUGGUUAACAUAUGUCGCAAUUUUACCGAUGUGUGCAAUUCUAGGCUGGUUGGCUUUGCCCUUCGCUUUUUUCGCCAUGAUUAUCGCUAACGUACUUGUACUAUUCCGCUUAAUAAAAAAAGACGAUGGAUUGUUCACACCUACUAGAGAUGCGCUACAAGAAAUAUUUCCGCGAGCUUCUAGCCAACAAAUCGCACGAUAUGAGAAAAUAGUCAACCAAGCAGAUGAGCUUGAUCCAGUCCUGAUAAUUUCUCCGAAUUUAAACUGGAUAAACCAGUAUGGAGAACAAGCUUAUCACCUCGUGAUGGAUGGUUUCGCAACAGAAGGGCUUCAGAAUGCCCGUAGGGAUGAAAACUCACGAUGCGUUUUUCAUUUUCGAAACGGUCGUGAGCUUGUUGACGUGCGUGAUGCUAUACGCCAAAGACUCAUUAAUGCUUUCUACAUCCCUCCUUCCCUCCAAGCCACUCAUCCUCAUGGCCAAACUGUCCCCGUCGGAACCGCGUGGAUAUUGACAAAGGUGGGGGCACGAGAUAGUGAUUUUUGGGAAGAUGACAGUUUUUUUCUGACACUCUAAAUCCUGAAACGUCAAAAUCCUGAUACUAUUAGGAGUCUAUUCUAACGAUUAGUCAGUUUGUUUUAAAUAUUGCAGUUGUGAUUGAACAAUAUCAUUUGAUGUCAUUAAAAUAUUUAC
This is a messenger RNA of Rhizophagus irregularis DAOM 181602=DAOM 197198, 1075 nucleotides long. The record is from RefSeq and is a predicted model, not a curated record. NCBI's taxonomy places the organism in Eukaryota, Fungi, Glomeromycota, Glomeromycetes, Glomerales, Glomeraceae.